UCGAUUUGAGCUCGAAAGCUUCUACUGUCAGGUAUAUUUGAAUCAUAUACUAGUACCUAGUGUUGAAGGGAUAUACUAUAUUAACGCAUUUUCUAGUCGCUGUGAGUGCAUGAGGCGCUGUUCGUCCGUGGAGUUCAGUCCAGUUAAUGAAAACGUGUUGCUUGUGGCCUGUGAUGAUGCUUUUGAGUCAAGCUCUUUGAUGGAAUUUGAUCUAAGGAAAAUGGAAGAACCACUCAUGAAAUUUUGUGAACAUUCAGAAGGUGUCAUCGCCAUGUCCUGGAGUCGAUGGAAUGACUUAGUCGUCACUACGAACAACCAUAAGGUGAUUGUUUGGGAUAUGUAUGAGAGACUGGUGAUUUCUGAGAAGAACUCCCAGAGUCGACUAUUUGAUGUGCAAUGGAACAAGACAUCGGAAGACACUUUCUUCUCUGAGGGGACCUCGGCAAGGUCAUUUGUAGCCGCAUCAGAUGGGCAGUUACAUCUGUACGAGGUUGAUUUCCCGCUUAUUACCUGAGACUUUAGACUUUGCAUAAGCAAAAAUAGUUGUAGCUAGUUAGAGUCGGAGUUAUAACAUGAUACAUGUGGAUGAACUCAGUUGAUUUGCUGAGAAAGUGAGAAUGCAAAUGUAAUAAUACGGACAUGAUCGACGUGGAUCAUGAUCCAUCAAAUGAUAAUUGAUACAUAUCUCAGUUUCUUUAUAGAUAAAUUUGA
Triticum aestivum (bread wheat) is the source of this 711-nucleotide messenger RNA. Its product is annotated as protein transport protein Sec31B. Gene Ontology annotation, cellular component: COPII vesicle coat; endoplasmic reticulum exit site. NCBI's taxonomy places the organism in Eukaryota, Viridiplantae, Streptophyta, Magnoliopsida, Poales, Poaceae. Gene Ontology annotation, molecular function: protein binding; structural molecule activity. The transcript has 4 exons. The record is from RefSeq and is a predicted model, not a curated record. Bases 110 to 514 code for a protein of 134 amino acids. Gene Ontology annotation, biological process: COPII-coated vesicle cargo loading; endoplasmic reticulum to Golgi vesicle-mediated transport; endoplasmic reticulum organization.